This is a messenger RNA of Monoraphidium neglectum, 1356 nucleotides long. RefSeq lists its product as hypothetical. The record is from RefSeq and is a predicted model, not a curated record. NCBI's taxonomy places the organism in Eukaryota, Viridiplantae, Chlorophyta, Chlorophyceae, Sphaeropleales, Selenastraceae. Bases 1 to 1356 code for a protein of 451 amino acids. The transcript has 14 exons.
AUGAUCCUAGGCAUGCGCAGCUGGGACGACUUCUUCUCGGCCGUCCAGCAGGACACCACCCUCCACCAGGACCUGCUGUCUUUUGUGGCGCAGCCGUGGGUGGACCGCCCAUGGUACAGGGCCAACACGCACCCCGCCAUGGUGGCCGUGUUCAACGACCGGACGCACGCCGCGGCACUGGCGGAUCUGCGAGACAUCAUCAACACCAUCGACCGCUCCCUUGCACCAGAGCAGGCCAGGUGGUUUGUGCCCUAUCUGCGCGACGUGUCGUCCGCGCCAGUCAUCUACACAGCGAUGACGAGCCUGACGUCCAGGGUGUUUGACGACGACGCCGUGGCCGCCCUGGAGCGCACUGUGGAUGUGGCGCUGACGCCGGAGCGGCUGGCAAAGGUGUUCAAGGCCAUGAAAGCUGCUAUGGCCGCACCCGUCCCCAAGGCAGUGCUGGACGCCACGCUUGAGGGUGGCAAUCCCGUGGUCUCAGGAGCAUUCACGGGGUUCCAAACAUACUGGACUAAGGCGCGGCGCUCCAAGUAUCUGGGCGUUUACGACGAGGUCCAGACGGAUGAUCAUUUUUGCCGCGUGGCUCAGUUUAUGCGCGAGCUGCUGCCCCUCUCUGGGAAGGAGGGCCUGGAAACGCUGUUUUGCGCGCUGGACGGAGUGCUGCCCCAGGAGCGCCUGGACCGCUUGGCGGUGGCGCUGGGCGGGCUGCUGGGCGGAGACUGGGGGCUGGGUGUGGCACAGCGGCUGGACGACGCCCUGCCAGAUGAGCGGGUGACGGGGCUGCUGCUGGCGGUCGACGAGGCAACAGACACUGCCCGCCUGGAACGCACACGCAUGGUGCUGGAGGCGCUGGCCACCGUGUUGACGCCGCAGCGUUUGGAGCGCACGUUUGCGGCACUAGAGCUUGUGCUGGCCCAUGGGCGCCUCGUCGGCUACAAGGCCCUGAUUGACAGAGUCACCGACGACCCUGUGCGCCUGGAGCGCUUCACUACCUCGGCUGAGCGUCUGCUGACACCUCGCGCUGUGGGUGCGGCACUGGACUUGGCGGGCGUCCUCCUGGCAGACGCAGGGCGCUCCGAAAAGGUGUUCAGCGCCCUGGAUAUGGCGUGGGGUGACGCAAGCAAGCUGGAGCUCUGGUUGGACGCCGUCGACACCAUCAACAUCGGCAGAGACGGCCGCGGCAGCAAGCUGCUGGCCAUCGCAGACCUAGCCACGACGCCACAGCCUGGCCCCCUCGCCAGCGGAGGCCUGCCCAACCUGGGUCGGGCGCUGGAGCACGCCCUGAGCGCGGCACGCAUAGAGGCACUUGGCGCGGCAAUCGACCGGGUGCGCGUUGCUGUCAGGUCACCUCCUUGA